CAACAGGAUGGAGAUGCAUGACUAAAUGGAAUGUUACUGAAUGUAGGCUUACAUGGUACACAAGCAUGGUUCAAGUGAUAAAGACCGUUCACAUCACGUAGAUCUAGAAGUCAUUGUGCUAAUAAUUACAGCUCAGAAGUUCAAAGUAGAUCUAGAUCUAGACUUCUUUCGGUUCAUAUAUUCAUAGUGAAACAUAAGGGCAAACAGACGAGGCGUUCCGAUACGUAAAACAACAAAAUGGCGCCGAGGCGGCAAGAGAAUAAUAAGAGUGUCACUGCUAGUAAUGUUGGACACCAUGACGAGGAGAUGAGCUCUCUGCAAAUAAUUCUCUACGGAUUCUUGUUCCUGCUGUUUGGCUUAUUCUUUCGCCAAGUGACAACUAACAGACGAUCCACUCUAGGUCAUCAUAUUAUUUUGGUCUUAUUAGGAAUCAUUGUAGGGCAUCUGUCCUACAUUGAAAAGCGAUUGGAGGAUCCUAUGCUGAUCAACAGCGUUGGCCAGCUGCAUCUACUGCAACUCUUCAUACCCAUGAUGUUCUUCGAGUCGACCUUUAACCUUGAGAUUCAUUAUAUGAAGACCAUGUUGAUUCAUUUGAUUUUGGUUGUGAUACCCACACUACUGCUGGCUUCAGCAUCUGCCAUUGCUUUCAGGGAAAUGCUAAACUUUCCCAUGAACCCUCUAGAGAGCAUUGUUAUGAUGACCUUGUCAUUGCCACCAGGACCACGAAUGACCAGGAUCUUUCUGUCUAGUAUAAGUGCAGAGUACGAUCUUCGGGUGCCUCUUGAAGCCGAGUCUCUCUUCGGUAGCUGUGUGACCUACAUGUUCUACACUGUUGUCACAACCCGUUCCUUCCAUACUUCAAUUGUGUACGCAUUUCCUUUCCUGUUGGAUAUCCUUCUGUCGGCUUCUUUUGGCUUCAUUGUUGGCAAGAUAAUGAUCAUGUGGAUUAGCAAAAUGUUCAAAGACAUAGUCAACCAGACCACGAUUGUCAUAGCUUUCGUGUACUCUGCAUUCUCAAUAUGUCAGCUAAACAACAUAUCAGGAUUUCUGUGUAUCGUGGUCAUCGGGCUGGUCAUGGCAGACAGGCGUGCAGUCAUGUCCACGCAGACUACGUCAGUACUAAACAAAUUUAUGGAACUAACGCUGUUCACCUUCUCCUCUGUGGCCACGGUCCAAGUUGGAAUCUACCUUGUCACUCAUGUCUGGGGCCACCUGACCCUCGCAUUAUUCAUGCUCUCAGUCUUGUCAUUUAUCACAGUUUCUUUUAUUAGAGCCCUGGUCCUGUUCAUCACGUAUCCAGUCUCACGUCUGUACAUGAACAGUCUGCACGUGCUCUAUGUCGUCUGCGCCUGUCACUUAAGGGACUCUUACUCUUGCAUCUUGAUCUUCACCCUCAUCGACACGAGCCUGCACAAGAAAGUCAAUACUGACCUCUUCUCGAUUUUAAUACUGCACAUUGUGUACUCUUUCUUGGCUCAUUACCCCCUGGUCUCAGCCGUCGUCUCUUAUGUCCAAACUCGAAAUAUAAACAAUGAUAAAGUCAUCAUGCUGGAGAGAGCUGCCAAGAUGAUUAAAGAUCUGCAAUCCUCAGUCAAACGUUCUUUAAAAUCCAGCAUGCUGACCACAGACGCUGACUGGGUCACAGUUACGGAAUACACGAGACUCAAAGAUGACUUCAUGAAGCUCUACGGAAAUAAAGCAUAUCUGGAGAAGAAGCGUGAUGGCAUCAAUCAGUUUUUAGGCACACAAGCCCUGAGGAAACAAGCCGUACGCCAAAUUGUAAUCACAGAGAGGACAUGCUAUGCCCGCCAAUUUGAAGAAGGUGUUCUCUCGAGGCAAUCUGUCAUUAAUCUCAUGAUACUUGUCAACGAGGCACUGAAGGAGAAACAGUUGGUGGAUCCUUAUAAAAUUGUACAGUUUGCCGUGCAUAGGAAUUACUUCCAUAAAUUAGUGUUUGAAAUGUCCCGCCAGUUGCACUCGACCAUCCUCCCGAUGUCCAAAGCCGUGCUGCUGCUGAUCUUGAUCUUUAUCGACAGCUUCAUCACAAUGUACACCAUCGCAGCCAUGAGGUUUGAGUACGUUGGCUUCUUGAAGAUGCUCUUCCUGCACUCUUACAACGUGCUUGUUCUGCUGUUCUACAUCUUUCUGGAGCUCUACAAGUUAGUGAGGAACAGGUCACUCAGAAUGGAGGGACCAUGGGAUGUGAUCAACAGGAUUAUUUUGUUCAACACAUUUAUAGAUGUGACUCUAGUUGUCUUCCCUUUGUUUUUUCUGACGGUCCGAGACGAUAAAACGUUCUUUAAAGAGAACCCCCACCUGUACCUGGGUAUACAAGCUGUCACAGUCACGCGCUUCAUUCGCUUCUUACAGAUCCUACGGACGUCGCCGUACAUGCAGCAGUGGUUCUUGACUUUCGCGUCUAACGUCAUGGAGACUAAAGUGUUUAUAGCAUGUGACAUGGCUGCGGGCUUCAUACAGGGAACCAUGGAAUCUUUCAGAAAGGCCAAGCGAAUCGUUGAUGACGACAGGGUCUGCAACAGCAUCCGAUACGUCUGCCACUUAUGUCGUCUGAUACUUUCCCAACAUUUAGGUUUCUGCCAAGUGGACAAUCCCUUGGUCAUGCAGGCACUGAAGACCAAGACUGCCAUUAGGCUGGCACUGAACGCUCAGGAACAAAGGAUGAUUGAAAUUAAAGAAAUGGGGCUAUUAGAGGACAAGGACGUGCAUGUUUUACAUAAAAUCCUCGAGAAGAAGAUGUCAGACAACUUGAGUUUCCCAACCAGUAUCGGAGAGUUAGGUCACAGGUCGGUCAUACUAAACUUGCCCUGGGUUGAUGGUAACGAGCGGUACGCUCAGUUCAUAGAAGACAAUGGUCAAACAAUUCUCUUCAGCCCAGAUGACAUCAUCGUCACACAAGGUCACCUCUCUAAGGGGAUCUUUGUUAUCUUGCACGGCCUUGUUAGGGUGGAGUCUGUGAUCGACCUUUGUGAAGAUCCUUUUGAGCCAAUUGUAGAAAAAUAUCGAGCUCCGUACUACACCAAGGUGCAGGAUCCUAUAACCACUCGCUACAACAAGGAGUUGGUCGAGCUAAUUGAGUUCAUGACCCGCGGCAACGUCAUUGGCGAGAUGUCAAUACUGACAGGAAAGCCUGGACACAAGACCUACAGAUGCGCCACCUAUGUAGAGGUGUUCUAUAUCAACUCCUCCCACAUGUUCGAACUGAUGGAAGGGGUACCAGACAACAAAAGACCAUUGAGAAACUUGGAGUUGCGACUGUGGAGAACUGUUUCCAUCAGACAGGCUGUCAGACUCAUUUUAAGCGAGUUUUCUAGUGGGUCCUUGACAAGAAUGUUGAUCUACAAUAGAAUGUCCGACUCGUACAUCAUAGAUGGAAAUAUGAACAGAGUCGUAGACAUACGACCACACGAAAUGUCCGCAGUCAUUCUUGUACAAGGUGUGGUUAAAAACUUUUACAGCGAAGCCAGGUUCAUUGGACCAUGCAUCAUUCCCUUCUACAUUCAUCGGUUACUGUCUGAGCCUGAUAAAGGUCCUCGAGUAAUAUUCUUGGUCCUAAAGACUCUAGUCACUGAUGAGGGUACGUUCAUGGAGAAUCUGAUCCAGGACGAGCUCUUUGUUGAAGACGACAUCUUGUCGGAAUUUGACGACGAACAGCUGACCAUCUCUUCCGGCUCGUCUGACAGCAGACCGUACCAUCGACAAAAGAAAUCUUUAGCUGGAGUGGAUGAUAAGUCGGCUGCCGCUCACCGUCUGAUGCAACACAGCACGCACAGGCUUUCAACAACUGCACCGAAAGGGUUGGAAUCUUCGAAAUUCAAAUAGAAAACUCCUGUCACGUGGCUGGAAGAUGAACACUGCACGUUAAAAGGAACAUCUACCUACCUACAUGAACUUUCUGCCAUCCCCCCCCCACUCAAUAGACUAUUGUCUCUCCCUAGUUGGACUAGAUGUAUGCACUCCCCCCCCCCCUUUUCAGUAACACUAUGUUUCCGUCAUUUGAUUCGUUUUUUGGUACAAAUUAAAUGUUUGAUAAUUAGUAGAUCUAUAGAGAUUUUCUUUAAAAAAAAAAAUAAGGCAGCCCUUUUUUUCCCCGACCCUCACUUUUUUUCUACUUUAAGUUUUGCCAUUUGUUUAUAGGGCCUAUUCGUUAUUUUGUCUCCUACCUGAUUGCAAAGGAAAAAGGGAAUGAACUCCUCCUUUUUCGUGGGCAAAAUGAAUGUAACAGUUGCAUCCCAUAGUUCACAUGUCUAUGAUCUUUUUGUUUUAAUAUUGUUUCAAAUCUGGAUUUAUGACUUGAAGGCUAAGCCAUAGAGUAAAAAAAAAAGAUAUCUAGAUAGACCGGUAACAUUUAUAAAUGAAAAGAAAAAAACAACUGCUUAUAUUGAAGUUAUAUUAUGGACUUUUACAACGUUCAAUAAUUAUUUAUAGAUAUUAAUAUAAUUUUUUUUUAUCUUGCACACGCAUGACAUUUAUAUUUUUCUUAAUUUUCCUUUUAAAAAUGUACAUGCAACAUAUUUUAAUUACAAUUUUUGUUUGUUUAUAUAUAAAUAUAUUGUACAAAUUUUCAAUAAAAUGUACUUUUGUAUAGUGCUCUACAUUAUAUUGUGUAUACAAUUCUUUUUAAAGAGAAAAUUUCCUUCAAAUUAAAAUGUUAAUGACAUACAUAAUCAGAUGAAUUUUUUUUUUAAAGUUUAAAACACAAAAAUGAACAUUUAUUGCAAUUUUUAAAUUUUAGAUUCUAAUUUUAAAAAAGUGAAAUACUGCACUCAUCCUUAAUCUUCGGAAUCGAAUACAUUGACAUUAUUAUUGUAUUGGGCUACGUUGGACUAGUCUGUUUCGUUUCUUUGAUUAAAAAGUUGAAUCACAAAUUGGGC
Molecule: messenger RNA, 4892 nt
Organism: Biomphalaria glabrata
Lineage: Eukaryota; Metazoa; Mollusca; Gastropoda; Planorbidae
Product: sodium/hydrogen exchanger 10-like
Exons: 31
Coding region: 238-3840 (1200 amino acids)
Source: RefSeq, a predicted model, not a curated record